Morchella sextelata is the source of this 1221-nucleotide messenger RNA. RefSeq lists its product as uncharacterized. Lineage: Eukaryota; Fungi; Ascomycota; Pezizomycetes; Pezizales; Morchellaceae. The record is from RefSeq and is a predicted model, not a curated record. The transcript is spliced from 3 exons. Bases 1 to 1221 code for a protein of 406 amino acids.
AUGUACACACUCCGGUUCCACGAAACACUGGAGGGGGGCUCAUCGAUGUAUCCCCCUACAACCCCGCCUACCGCCCACGGGCAGGCGCUGGGCCCUGAAGCUGAGCUUAACACACACUCAUACAUGGGCGGCUGGGGCUACGCUGCAGGGGGUGCGGCUUCCAUAUUCAGCACCCGCAACACUAACCCACUAUUUACCUCCGGGCAUCCGUUCCUCGGCCCCCUGGCUCAGCACUCGGCCGUCGCGAGAUCUGCCAUCACCUGGGGAGUACCGAUGCAGCAGCAGCCGAGCCAGCUCCUCUCUGGGACAGCUAUGGCAACCGUCUCGUGGCCCCAUACCACGGUCUUGUAUGUCCAAGAUAUCCAUACUGCAGUUCGUGAGCUCAGGCAUGCCCAGGCGAACACUGCCCCCGAUUUCCUCAAAGUGUUCAACCGGGGGUGCCCUUCACCGUUGGCUUCUAUUCACUGGGUUGACGGAAACACGAGACACCUCCGAAUCUACACUAUAGACAGCCAGAACACGAUUCGAGAGGCCGGCCACAGCAGCAGCAACCCCACAUGGUCCGCCUGGGAGCUAGAUCAGAUGAGGAUCCGACCACUCCCCGAAUCCAAACUGGCCAGCGUCAUGGUCCCGGGCGCCAUCCAUCUCUACUACCAAGACGACAAUGACCGCAUGGUGUACUACCAGCGACUCAGAAGCAACCAAUGGAGAUGGAGCGAGGGUCUCACCCUCCCCGUCUUCACCAACGCCGCCCCCGGGACGCCCAUCGCCGCCGUCGCAUGGGGGGAUCUCAACGUCCGGCUGUUCUGCCUCGACUCUGGCUGUCGCAUAUUCCACUGCAGCUUCGCGGGGAGCAUUCUGGGGUCUGGUCGGUGGACGAUGGAGUUGGUGUGCGUAAGUGUCCGGGAGGACUCGCCGUUGGCGGCUAUACAGUGGACCGAUAACCAGAACGUAUCCCAUGUGCGCGUAUAUUAUAUCGACCGCUUCGACGGUAUCCAGGAACUCUGCUGGGACAACUCGCGGUAUCGCGUGGGCUUUCUGAGCCGUUACCGGGUGCUGGCCGCGCCGGGGAGCUCGCUGGCCGCCACAAGGGACGGUAACUCGAUACGUGUUUUCUACCAGGCGCCGGGAGACGAGGCUACGAUUUGCCAGCACGUCAGUAGCCAUAUCAAUCCCAAUUCGUGGAGCCCUGGUCCUGCGCUGACACCGCGCGCCGACUGA